AUGUGCAAGUACAUUUAUGCGUAUUCUUCCACCUGCCAGCAUGGCGAGCUCACCAGAGUAACAUACUGUAACAAGGCGACAGCACUUGGCCUGCCCAAACACGACAGUCAUUCGCCAAACGGCGCCGGUGUAGACAAUACUCCAGGCGCUCAACCUGGCCCGUCGUCUUCUCAUCCACCAACAUCAUCCGCAAACAACAGUAGCUCUUCGUCUCCGCAUACGCAGCAACAGCAUUAUAGCAACAUGUCCACAAUCAGUCCAUCUAAGGCUGGCACACCGCUCGCCUGGAGUAUCACCGCAACGGAGCGAAACGAGCAGGUGUCCCCGCAAGCUGCUUUCGUCCCACGCUCCGCCAUCAACGACAAUUAUCGCCACCAAGCCAGUGGUAGCGCCAACGCCAACUCAGAGUUGGAUACGCAAGGUUACCGUAAUAUCGACAUGGAUAUUCCAUUGGAUACUCAGUCAUCUCUGUCUAUGGGGUUCACUCACGAUGGUAAGGUCACGGAACUUGUCGCUCGAUUUGAGUCAUAUGCUGGUUGCUCUGACGCAUCAGAAGUAUCUCCCAUCGGCCACGCCCGCAUUCACGGUGAUUCCAACCGUAGUCCAACCCAGUCCGAUACAGACACCGUUCGACAGCCUCCGAAAGAGCACGUCCAAUUCGAGACCGAUAAUCACACGAUUGGCCACACCGCGCAGGGGCAACAAAGCCCUCGCAAGCCGAUACCUUCUCAGUGGUUUCCAAAGAGCAAUGCCCCCAACCUUGCAACGGCCCAGCGAGCCAAAGAGCGCUCUCACAAGAAGGGUUCGCAUAGCGGCUCCCCGGUUGAGGUGAGGACGCUUCGUGGAACGCGCAGCUCGGUUGAUCUAGGCAAGAGACAUAACGCGGAAGGAGCGACCUUUCUUACCAAGGAAGCUCUCGCCGCUGUCGAUAGCAAUAUCACCUCGCCUACGUCUCCAUGUAGUCCAAAUAGACUCCACCGUUCACCCUCAAAGCCGUCUUGGCAGAGCCCCAAUGCUUCACCAUUACGUAGCAGCCUGCGUCAGCAAUCUACUGUCACCAACAAGGUGUCACCAACUAGGCCGACAUAUCUCAACGCUGAAACGGCAUUGAAUGCGCAUUCACGAGCUGCUAGUAGUGUUGCCACUUCUACGGGCGGAAACUCUUUCCAUACUGCAGAGGACUCGCCGGUAAGGAGUCCUGUAGGCUCGGAGCUAAGCUUCUGGUCGGCUGAAGAGAUCAUUGAAGAUAUGGACAUCCCUUAUCACAAUUUGACUGCUGACAGUGAGACUGUGCAGACAGGGCAAGGUUCGAGCAAUGUUUCGACACUCAAGGGAAAAUCUACUGGCAAGACGAGCUCGAUCAAGCCGAAGCUCGCGCUUACGAUCCCACCUUCAGGCUCAUCAUCCAGCACUGAUCAUGAUUCGGUGGUUGCGUUGACUUCAGCUACAAGCAAGUCCGAAACGAUUGUCAGCCCCUGGAGCCUAACAUCACCUAUACAAACAUCUCGCAUCCCCCGUGUCGCUACGAAAAGCCAGAUAGGAAGGCCAAGCGGUGCAACUCGAAGCUCCACAUUGAAGAAAGCACAAUCUGCGAAGUGUCUAAUAGCUAAAGCUAAAUCGCAACAAGAACAGACAUCAGCUUUGCCUCAAAUUUCUCGGGCCGAUCCUUCAACAGUGCAAUCCCUACUUCAUACCUACACUAUCAACAGCCCAGAUUCAACUACUCUAUUUUCGCACAUCUCGGCAGUUGAUAAAGUCGCCCAUGCGUGCGAUGCUCCAGCUCAUGCUGAACUCUCUCCAGCCCUAGCCCCACGUCACACUUCGGACAAGCUCACAUUGAACUCGAACGAGACGGCACUGGCUGAUAGUGCGACCUCUGUUGAUGACUGCAUCUCAGGACGCACCUCUAGUGCGACAUCUGCCACUGUGAAAGCUUCACCAGCUCUGGAAGAUCCCGUGCUUAUAGAUUCUGCCGUCAUUUAUAGCCGCAAGAAAUCGGAUGCUUUUGGUACGAUGCUCGAAUGGUCCAUCAACGUGCUAUCGUUUAUUUUCAUGAUGGCUCACACAUUGGAUCUAGGGACUGUGCAUGUGCACGACAUCCACGACGACGCUGCCUCGGUCGCUUCUAGUUAUGCCGGGAUUGCUCACAACGAUCUAGCAGUCCGAGGUAGGACUGACCGAUAUGCGCCCAGUGCACGGAGACAAGUAGAGAGCGAGACUUCUAUGCAGUCCAGUUUGGGCUCAGAUCUACGUGCGACUGCUCCAGCGUUCGUACCUCAGGCGACUCAACAAACGUAUCCUGCCAGCUCUCGUACGGAAGAAACGACACUUCUCCGACCAGACCAGGAAGGAUUAUUUCCAGAUCUGUCUAGUCUUGACCAGCACGGUGUUCCUUGGUUCUACUACAUGUACCCGAUACAUUUUGCCUACGAACAAGGAUUUCGCAACGGACGAUCGAGGUCUCCAAAGAAGUUCAAGCCGAGGAAGCAACGCGAAUCCAUCUCUUCGCCAACUGCUACUCAACAUGUGUUUCAGAACGCCAAUACUUCUGUAGCCGGAUUCAAGCCCGCGGCUACUCCUCUAUCGGAGGUGCUACAGCGUCAGCCUUCGGCAGUACUAAUGCCGCUUCCUCCUGUGCCUUCACAUGAAUUACAAGAGCCAGUGAAGCAGGAGAACUCCCAUCCUGGCCUCACAGCGGAGCAGAAGGUUGCGAACAUCCCUUGUACCAAUGAGUCUAGUAUUCCCUUCUCUACGCAAAUCGAUCUCAUCACUCAACAAGCCGCACUGCGCAACGACACUGAUAACAAGACCCAACGCUUCGCAAACAUGGAUCUCACCACAAUCCGCAACGUAGGUCUGCCUCUCGGUCCGCGCAACAUGUGCACUCCUUCUUACUACGCGUUUCCUCGCCGCAAUCCGCGCCAGGGUUAUCGCCACACUGGCAACGGUUUGUAUGGUGGUCGUGGCGCUGCUGGUGUUCCUAUGCAUGCUACAGCCCCAUUCCCGGAUCCUGUCCCUCCCCCGAGUCGACCACUUCAGAAUCAGCAACAAGUCCUAGGCGGCAGCUCGAAUAACUAUAUGGGGUAUAGCAUUGGAACGGAAGCUUGUGGUCGGGUUGACAUUGACAUUGCGGUGGAGAGGGGUGGCGGCGAUGCGUGUAAUACCUGCGAGCCGGAUCACUGA
Messenger RNA from Cucurbitaria berberidis CBS 394.84, 3183 nucleotides. RefSeq lists its product as uncharacterized. The coding region runs from base 1 to 3183 and encodes 1060 amino acids. The transcript has 2 exons. The record is from RefSeq and is a predicted model, not a curated record. Lineage: Eukaryota; Fungi; Ascomycota; Dothideomycetes; Pleosporales; Cucurbitariaceae.